This is a messenger RNA of Oenanthe melanoleuca, 1765 nucleotides long. RefSeq names its product adenosine deaminase tRNA specific 2 (gene ADAT2). The transcript is spliced from 6 exons. Bases 42 to 575 code for a protein of 177 amino acids. NCBI's taxonomy places the organism in Eukaryota, Metazoa, Chordata, Aves, Passeriformes, Muscicapidae. Gene Ontology annotation, biological process: tRNA wobble adenosine to inosine editing. Gene Ontology annotation, molecular function: tRNA-specific adenosine-34 deaminase activity; zinc ion binding. Gene Ontology annotation, cellular component: nucleus; cytoplasm. The record is from RefSeq and is a predicted model, not a curated record.
GGCGCCGCCCGCGGUGCCCCGGAAACAGCGGCGGGCCCGGCAUGGCGGAGGCGGGGGACGCGGCCGCGCUGGCCUGGAUGGACCAGGCGCUCGACGUGGCCAAAGAGGCGCUGGAGAAAGGGGAGGUUCCCGUGGGCUGCCUGCUGGUCUACGACGGCGAGGUGAUAGGCAGGGGCAGGAACGAGGUGAACGAGACGAAGAACGCUACUCGACAUGCAGAAAUGGUGGCAAUCGACCAGGUCCUUGACUGGUGCAAGCAACACCAGAGGGAUUAUAGGGAAGUGUUUCCACAGCUGGUGUUGUAUGUAACUGUAGAGCCCUGUAUCAUGUGUGCAGCUGCCCUGCGCUUGAUGAAAAUUCCACGGGUCGUGUAUGGCUGUCGAAAUGAGCGAUUUGGAGGCUGUGGCUCCGUUUUGAGCAUCUCGUCUGAUGCUAUGGUGGACUCAGGAGACCCAUUUGAAUGCUCUUCUGGCUAUCGUGCUGAAGAAGCAGUGGAAUUGUUAAAAGCUUUCUACAGACAAGAAAAUCCCAAUGCACCAAAAUCAAAAGUACGGAAGAAGGAUCGUCGUCAGUAGCCCUACGCUGGUGGGACACAGAAACUUACCAAAACAUUAUAUGUGAAGGUUUCUUCACCAUGCUGCUUUUUUAAAAUGUGCAGUUCAAUCAAGCUAUGUUUAAUAUUAUGUACAGAGUUUUUACUAAUGGAAUACUUAGUAACUGUUUCUGUGUUUCUGUAUUUAUGAUUUCUUGUUAUCAUAGCAAAAAAAAAGAGUAAAUGGCUGUCUUUAGAAAGAGGGAAAUUGAUGGUUCAAGUCCACUUGUUUACAAACAGAUCCAUUAAAAUGGUGCUUUUGUACAGCACAUUCUAGAAUAUUUUUUCCUUCUGUAUGUGGAGAAGCAUCUUGCUUUUCAGUAGCAAAUGUUUGCUUAGGCAAGCAAGUAACUCUCUUGGAAGGUUGCAUUUUAAGUCCUUUACAGUCUGUGUGUGUAUAUUUAUUCAAAAGGCAUAUAAAGGAAUUGUACAGUCUUUGAAGACUUAGGACCAUUGCAAAUGUUUCCUCAUUUUUCCCUACCUUAGCACAAGCCAGAUUUUCAGAGGUAAUUUCUGAAAGCCACAUACCUGUGUAGACAGGGACGUACACACAAUCACAUGUCUGUUUGUGUGUGCUGUUGCUUAAUAAGGAUAAGCAGAUAUCACUUGGCUGCACAGCACCAUACAAAGUUGUGGAGAAACUCUUCACAGCUCAGUCCACUCCUCUUGUAUCAGUGUAAGAAAUACUUUCUUUAUAAGAAUCCACUAAGGAGUUCUCAGCUCCUAAAUUAUAGUAACCAAGAUAGGCAGAUGCAAGUAAAAACCAGGAAAUUAAGUUGGUAAUAACAUGAAUAAAAUAUAUUUAAGGUAUUUAUCUUUUCAUAGUGUUGGUUGGCUUUGUCAUUUCCGUGUACUUUGCUUGGCCAUGCAGUAAUUUAUAAUCCAGAAGAGGGCCUUCAAGUUCCACUAAUGAAUUAAGAAUACAAGUACAGUUCAAUCUUGAUUGUAUACCUCUUAGUGGAUACUUACAUGAAGGAUGAAAUUGUUUGCAUUUAUUUGUCUGUUAUUCAGAAAUUUGAGAAAUGCCAUAGCUUUUUUUUACUUUGUGUAGAAGUGUGUUCAAAGUUUUUUAACUAUAAAAUCUGAAUACAUUUAAAAUUUUUAGAUAUUUCAAAUAAAUAUUUUCAAAACUGUUUUUUAAAAGAAUAUUAAAAGCAUUACUUUGUGACCAUU